GCCGGCCUUGCUACCUUUUUUCGUAAUUUAUUGGAAUCGGAAUUCCUGCGGCAAUUUCCGUAUGCCUUGUAUAAAGUGCAAAACGUAUUGCACGACUUGCUUAUUCAGGGCGCACCAAACGAUCCCGGCACACAAACGAUGACCUGCGCAUUGCGGCUGCGCAGUGAGCCACAUAGCGUCUGCUCAACUGAGUACAACUUUCAAAAUUCGAACAUUCGUUCGUCAGUUCCACCGGUCGUUUCGUCAUGUCGUGCCGCGAUGUGACGAUGUAUAAAAACGCAGUUUUUUGUUCACUGCUUCGCUAGCAUCGUGAUACAUCAGACAGUACCGUCCGACCAGCGUCAUUAAUUUUUAUUCAAUGCAAUUGCUUUAGUUUAUGUUCAUUCAAAAACGCUGCUUCAGUGCCGUGAGGCCAACGAAAGAACAAUAAUUCAAAAAACAAGUCAAACUAAAAAGUAUAAACAUUCAAAAUGAGCCGGACGUUGAGUUUGAUCAUUUUAUUUUUUGGCAUUCUUUACGCCACUGCCCACAAUCUCGAUGGAAACGGUACUGAAUGUGAUGAAAUCAACUCGAGAAACGGUCAGAACUUAAUACUGACCCAGCUAACGGUAGAACCAGAGAAGGAUACGAGAAAAACAAUGACAGAUGCACGUAGUCAAGGUGAAGAAGUAAGCCAGGGGAGAACUUUUGCUAUCAAAAGAUUGCAAUUCAUGUUGCUCCCUGUUAUGUAUAAGAUGGGAGUGAUGACGACUCUUCUAACGGUACUCCUAAUCGUAUCUUUGAAAAGCUUGCUAAUCGGGGUUAUCCUGCUGGUCCUUAAGGUGAGCAGUUUCUUGGCAAAAUUCCAUCAGCCGCAUGCGGAACCGCAUCAUCAAAUGCCUUGGUACAUGCCUCCACAGCCGUGGAUGCAACCACAACCGAUCCACGUACACGUAUCGCCUAGCGGCGACGGCGGUCAUCACAGUCAUCCUACACACGAUCAAGUUUACUCUGGUUGGGAUCGAUCGCCGCCCACGGGCCCAUACGGGCCCUCAAUACCGGUAGAUUACGGUCAAUAUUACUUCAAGGGCUAAUCAGUCGCGACCCCAUGAGAAAAAACGUCUGCAGCUUCAUGUCGUACACCUUUGAUUGACGGAACAGGUUUUUUUUCUCCCGUAAGAUGAGUGAAAAAUUCUAUGGAAUUCAUUUGAAAUACCGUUAAACCAUUCCUUUCUCAUGCUUGCUUAGUAUUUAAGUAUGGUAUUUCCGACUUUACAUUGCUCUAGUUUUUUCGAAUGGUCAAACGAUUUGGAAUUGUUAUUUGAUGCGUAUGUACCUUAGGAUAAACCCGAUUUUGAUUCGAUCACUCAAGUCAUCCGGUGAGCAUCCCAAGGAAUAUUGUGUACAUAGUUAGAUAUAUCCGAAAAACGAAAAAAAGAAACAAAUUGCUACCAAACCAAAACAAUAGUGAUGAUAUCUAAAGCUUUUAA
This is a messenger RNA of Neodiprion fabricii, 1469 nucleotides long. RefSeq lists its product as uncharacterized. Bases 471 to 1073 code for a protein of 200 amino acids. The record is from RefSeq and is a predicted model, not a curated record. Lineage: Eukaryota; Metazoa; Arthropoda; Insecta; Hymenoptera; Diprionidae. The transcript is spliced from 3 exons.